AUGAAGGAAUGUUUAAAAGAGCAAAUCCCGAAUGAAUUGUGCAUGAGAUAUGCAAUUAUUUCUCAUAACAUUGAUUUCGUUAUUUUUCUAAUGAAAACAUACAAUAUUAAUAUAGAUUUCGAAUGCUGUUGUGAAUACAAUUUCCUUCAAGGACUUUUAAUAUAUCUUGAUCAAACAAGAAAUUUCAAAAAUUGUUUUCCUGCUGUUGCAAUUAAUUUUACAUUUCUUUAUGACAUCCUUAUUGCUCAUGGUGCCAACAUUAAUGCAAAAGAUUCACAUGAUAAAGAUGCCCUAUAUUAUUCAUUAACAAACAAAUACAAUGAUGUUACCAAACUUCUUAUUUUUAAAGGUGCAAAAGUUAAAAAUAAGAUUGAUAAUUAUCGUGAUUAUUGCCACCUUCAACUUGCAGUUGAAAAUAAUAAUUAUGACAUUAUGAAUUUUCUAAUUGAGCAUGGUGCAAAUAUAAAUUCCAGAUAUUUUAAUGGAAAAUCUUUUCUUCAUUACUCGGCGGAAUUUACUAACAAAGAAAUGAUGAAAUUUUUAAUUGAUCAUGGAUUAGAUGUAAAUACCGUAGAUGAUGAUAAAAAUUCAGCACUCAAUAUUGCAUAUAAGAACAAAAAUAUGGACAGCAUUAAAUUUUUAAUUUCACAUGGUGCAAAUAUAAAUUUAGAGGAUAAAUAUGGACAUUCUCCGAUUUUGGAUGAUGUAACCAAUAACGAUAUAAAAAUGGUUGAAUUUCUCCUCUCAAAUUAUAUUCAUACAAAAGAUAAACGCCCUUAUAGAAAAUCUCCUCUCAGUAAGGCUAUUUAUGGUUGUAAAAAUCGUAUAAUAAAACUUCUUAUUAUGUAUGGAGCUGAUUGCAAUGUAAAAAAUAAAUAUGGGGAAAGUUGUCUUCAUCGAGCUGUUGAAAAAUAUAGAAAAAAAUAUUGUUACAAUUUUAUUAAAUCAUAUCAAAGAUAUAAAUGCAAUGAAUUAUUAUGGACAAACCGCUCUCUCUAUUGCAUCUGA
This is a messenger RNA of Trichomonas vaginalis G3, 1008 nucleotides long. RefSeq names its product protein kinase protein. NCBI's taxonomy places the organism in Eukaryota, Parabasalia, Trichomonadida, Trichomonadidae. The transcript has a single exon. The coding region runs from base 1 to 1008 and encodes 335 amino acids. Gene Ontology annotation, molecular function: protein binding. The record is from RefSeq and is a predicted model, not a curated record.